AUGGGAGAUUCAGGCGAUUCCAGCUCUGCUAGCGAUUGCGGGUCACCGCAGCCGAAAGGGAGGUCAACUAAUAAAGUCUUCGUAUGGCUGAAAGAGAAGGCAAAAUGUACACCGCGUGGAAAUCCGUGGGUACUGCUGAAUCGUGAGGGCAGGGUUAAAGACGUCGCAAUUCCAGGAAACUAUUCGAGUGCAAAGAUGAAAGAGCUGGUGAAGGAAAAUUUUGCUGGACUUGCGGCAGUUGACUUGAAUAGGUAGGAUAAGUAUCAGAGCACUUAAUCUCGCAUGCAAGUUGUAUGCAUUGAAUACUGGAUGCAAACGGAUAAGUUUAUAGUAAUGUAAAAACCAGGUAAGGAAAAAAAUGCAAAUUCCAGCCACUCGACGUAGGAUUCAAGACAGCCUUAAGUAAUUUACCACUUAUACUUUAACUAUUUGCUAGGGAUCAUACAUAAAAACUUAAGUAUGCACAGUAGACCUGCUGCGACUGUAAGGCCUGUAAAGGGGUGAAAUCCGCUCGUAAUAUACAAAAGCAGCACCUUUUAUAACACAUGUAAUGGUGGGCGGAAAGAAUCCGUCUUACAGGAAAAAAAAUUCAGACCCACCCCAUAGAGCGUCAUUUCACGUGUCGUCAUCAACAUUAAAAAAUAAGGAAUUAUCAAUCCUAAUGAGAUUUUAGUUAAGGUUGUUCAUAGAACAGUUGAAGACUUUUCUUUUAACAAAUUUCAGUUUUAUCGGGUUUUUCGUCUUCUGCUAAAGCAAGGUGGAAUUGACUGGUAGCUUCAAACUGCCAUAUUUGUGACCCUCCCUCGCACGAAACAUCGCACAGACCUGAAUCUUUGCGAGAUUGUUUGAAUAUUCAGCUUAUUUUAUCCCUUUGAUUCUUGACUUCAUCUGUUUAAUUGUUUUGAUGAUGGUUUGACAGUGAAAACCGGCAAUUGGUAAAAUAUUUAAGGAAAGCAAGAGCCUUAACUGGAAUUUUCAGAUGGGCAGGGCUAACCAUUGGAGAAGGGGGAGGAGGCAAAUAUGGACUGGAAUAUGGAAUAUGGACUGGAAUAUGGAAUAUGGACUGGAAUAACAGAUGUCAAACAAGUCUAGAAACUUAUAAAUGAUCAUCUCUAUUUAUAUUUACUACAUACUAUAUUUACUACAUAGUGAAUUGAAAUCCCAUUUCAUAUGUAGCAACUGUAAACUGUAUGUGGUGUCAAUGUUGGCCCUUUCUUUUCAUAGAAUUCGUCUAUACAAGUCCGCAAACCGUGGAAGCAGAAUAGAAAAAGUAUACAAAGGCAUACCAGACGCCAAGGAACUUUUUAGAAUUUAUGGCAGGGGGAGGGCUAAUUCCAGGCGAAUAUAUUUGGUUUUGCAUCGCCCAAGAAAUGGAGGUUUGUGUAAUCUUUCAUAA
Molecule: messenger RNA, 1396 nt
Organism: Pocillopora meandrina
Lineage: Eukaryota; Metazoa; Cnidaria; Anthozoa; Scleractinia; Pocilloporidae
Source: the annotation of a GenBank genome assembly